Molecule: messenger RNA, 2751 nt
Organism: Monopterus albus (swamp eel)
Lineage: Eukaryota; Metazoa; Chordata; Actinopteri; Synbranchiformes; Synbranchidae
Gene: dpf3
Product: double PHD fingers 3
Exons: 11
Coding region: 314-1447 (377 amino acids)
Biological process (GO): nervous system development
Cellular component (GO): nBAF complex
Source: RefSeq, a predicted model, not a curated record
CGCAUUAUUGUUUAAGCAGCCAAGAACUCACAACCCAAACAAAAACAUGUGGCUCAUGGUGUGAUAUUCCGUUUCUUUCAACCCGAUAAUAGAUAAAUCGGGUUUGUUUCAUGAGAUUAUUAUAAUCUGAGGACUGGGACAUUCAUUUUGACAGAUUUCUCUGAAGCCACGCCUAAUGUCUUGAUGCUGGUGUUGUAUUGGUAGCGAGCACAGUGCCCGGGACCGCAUUGGCUGCUGUUUUUCUCUCUUUUUUUUCGUUAGGGUCCCAAACUGCACCGAGAUUUGGAAUAUUACGUUACAAUUCUGUGGGAAGAUGGCGACUGUCAUUCAUAAUCCACUAAAAUCGCUUGGUGACCAGUUCUAUAAAGAAGCCAUCGAACACUGUCGCAGCUACAAUGCCCGACUAUGUGCUGAGCGCAGUGUCCGCAUGCCCUUCUUGGACUCACAGACUGGCGUGGCACAAAACAACUGCUACAUCUGGAUGGAAAAGCGCCACCGACAACCUGGCCAGGCAGUGGGACAGAUGUAUACCUACCCUGCUCGUUGCUGGAGGAAGAAGAGGCGACUCCACCCUCCUCUGGAUCCCCAGCUCCGUUUGUGUGAGCUUCGACUAGAAGCAGAGCUGGCCCCUAAACGUGAGGGGCCCCCAGGGGAGGCCACAGCCUUGGAGGCCCUUCUGAGGGGGGACAGCUUGCUGGAGAAAAAGAACAGCCUGAGUAAGGAAGAGGAGACAUUACUGGAAAUACAGAGAGUACUGGAGGCGGAGGAGAAUGGGGAUGGUUUCCAUGAUGAUGAAGACUUUGAACUGGAUACUCCAAAGAGAAAACACCGGAACAGAGGCAAAAACAGAGGCUCAAGUCGAAGGAGGACAGAACCUGUUAACAUGGACGACCAGGACAAACCUUACGUCUGUGACAUCUGUGGAAAGCGCUACAAGAACCGCCCUGGCCUGAGCUACCACUACACCCACACUCAUCUGGCAGAGGAGGAGGGUGAGGAGGAAAAAGAAACAGAGAUGGCUCCAUCACCUCCGCAGAGCUCUGACAACCACAAACCUCAGAAGGGUCCAGAUGGCGCCAUCAUCCCCAAUGACUACUGUGACUUCUGCCUGGGAGACCAGGACUCCAACAGGAAGACAGGCCAGGCUGAGGAGCUGGUGUCCUGCUCUGACUGUGGACGCUCCGGUCACCCCACAUGCCUGCAGUUCACUGAGAACAUGAUGCAGGCGGUAAGGACGUACCAGUGGCAGUGCAUCGAGUGCAAGUCUUGCAGCCUCUGCGGCACCUCAGAGAAUGAUGACCAGCUGCUGUUCUGUGAUGACUGUGACAGAGGAUACCACAUGUACUGCCUGAAGCCUCCGAUGACUCAGCCUCCUGAAGGAAGCUGGAGUUGUCACUUGUGUCUGGACUUGUUAAAGGACAAAGCCUCAGUCUAUGGAGAAGCAUAACGCCACCCUGGACAUUCUUCUUCACACACACCUAUAUAGACUCCAACACACAGAGACACGAACACACAUUCUCUCUCACACAUACACUCCAGUACAUUAGCAAGCUCGGGGCAGUUUCCUGUGUGAGGUGCAGAGAUCUUCUACCUCUCACAUACCUGCUCAAGAGUGCAACAGUCCAGAUGCGCACACUAUCGACAUGCAAUCUCAACUAAGUCAGCAGGUCUGCCACUCAGUCCUUUUUCUACCUCAUCACUCAGCAGACAGAAAGAAGCCAAAGCACGAGUGAUAAUGGCCAAUAUGUAUUACCUGUGAGUACAUGCACAUCUAAACUAAACAUCUGAAAUCUCUGGAUGUUUUCCGCCUGAUUUAUGAUUUGGAAAAUGGUUCUUCCAGAGUAUUUGCUGAAGCUUGCCUUGCUGCUCGCGCUCUCCAAACCUGAGUGGGUUUGAUUAACAUUUGUUUAAACUACUCCUUCCAGCUCCAUUUCUCUCUUGUGUUUAGAUGUUACAGUGGCAUUCCUAUUUUAUAUCUGGACAAACUCAAUGUUAGCCAUGCCACCUUUUACAGUUUUUGUCAAGCUUGGUGAAAUUUAUAUCCUACGCAAGAAGGAAAAGAACCGUUUGUUCUGGAUUGCGGUGACAUUCUUGAUCCACAUCUGUUUUCUGUAUUCUUAGAGUUAGUAGGAUACCAUGGUGCUUAUUUGUGACACUUUACAAAAGACUUAAAAUGUCUUUACACAGAAUGACACCCUUAUGUAUAGUUUUUAAUGCAGUUGUUGUGAACAGAAUAUAUUCAGUACAUUCUGCUUUUGUAUCACUGAUAAUGUUUAAUUGAUUUCAUUUAAAAUUGAUUGCUAAAAUCUUAUAAGCCCCAUAAACGUAACGCACGGUUUUUGUACUGAACUAAACUUGGCAGCACUAACUCUAAAAAGAUGGAAGGAACAACACAAAUAAGCUCAAAUCUAAGAGAAGGAAGAAAAAGGGCAGAAAAACACCCUUCCAGUUCACAUAGUGUGUGAUCCUGGACGGGAUAUCACAUUCUUCAUUUGUGUUUUAUUAUUGUGCAUUUGUAUUUGAUUCCACUGACAAUCAUGAACUAGUCUAGAUAUAUGUUGCUAUUGUUAAUAACUUGCACAGGGUUGUUUUUUAUUGUGCUCUUCCAUGGUUGAUAUAAUGGCCCUCUGUGUCUUUUGAAAAUGUCGGGUUCUUUGUUGAUGCCUUUGUUGACACAGAGUGAUUCAAAAUGUGUGUUGUAUUUUGUUAAAGUAAAUGUUAUGUUUUGUGAUGAAAUAAAAGAAUUUUCCA